UGAGCGGAAGAAGGACCAGGGGAAGCCUCUUGCCUCUAGAGCAUGGCAACUGCUCCAACCACAUCGGCACUGGUCUGAGAGGGAAACUGCAGACCUUUCCUGGGAAAAUGGUAAACACUGCCAUCUGUGAUGAAGAAACUGGAAUGCAAGACAAGGAAGGUACAGAGGAGUCCAUUCUGGCCAUGCUUGGGAUCAUCGGCACCAUUCUCAACCUGGUAGUCAUCAUCUUUGUCUACAUCUACACCACGCUGUGACUGUGAUAAAAAUACAUUCCUAUCGUUUGCAUUGAACAGCACAGCAGACCUAACGGCUGCAGCCAUGUUAUUUGGCUGGGAGUUGGAUCUGUGCCGAGGCGGUGCCGUGUUGUCGAUCGACAUUCCCAACAUUCAAAGGCAUCUAAGACUGUGUGAUUACCGCGACGCUUGUAACCUACGGCAGGGUCACCGAGCGGUGUUGAGACUAUGUCUAUUGGAGACUGGACCAUUCCUAUGGGGCCUUUGUCCCGGGCCGUCAGUAUCAUCCCGAGUCUCUGAUACUACUUUGACCUUUUAACCUGUAAAUAUGCAUGAGGCUAGCGCGAGCCACUUGGUAAGUCAGCUCUCGAGAUCCAGCUUUCUUACACAGGUACCAAGACAAGGAGAAAGUGGAAAAAAAGGCCUGAUAAACAUUUUGAUAUUAAAAAGGGAAAAGCAUGAUAAUCAUACCCUCAGAAUGGACAGAUUACAUUGAAACUGUAGACUGGAGAAGUCAUGUACAUUAUGAUCAAAUUGAUAGUUGAUAGAUGAUAACUCUAUUUACACGAGCACUAUCAUAUAGUUAAAAAUUAUGUUUACAGAAAAAUACUUUGAACUGAGUGUGUUUUAGUGGGUAGGUGGUAGCAAUGUGUAAGUCAACCUAAGUUUAUGAUGGUUCUAUACUAUUUAUUGUUGUGUUCUGCUUUCUAUUUUCAGGAAAAUAUAUUUUGGACCCUGUUACUUUACAUCAUUAUUUUAUUGUACGUACAGUGAUAGAAAAGGAGGCAACCGGUUUUUGUCUAUCUGCUUUUUGGCACUAGCAAAAUGGGAAAUCUAAGACUUCUUGUUAUUGUUGCUGAGAGAAAUCUUCUCAGGAGUAUCAAGAAUCCAAGUAACUUAAGUUAUGUUUCGUUUUGUUUUCUGGAGGUGGGUAUUUGGUGAAGUAGGGGGUAGCAUCAAAUAUGAUCACAAAUGUGCGAUCUGCAUGCGUCAUGAUAUAGUAUUAAAAAGCGCAUUUAAAAUGGUAGUAUGGAAGAAAAUAUUAUUGUUCUAAACUUUAUCUAAAUGUAUAUAGCAUUUACUGAGCUUUCGAGCUUUGACUGAAUAGACUCCUUUUUGUGUUGCCCUCUCCUUCAGGACUGUGCCAAGUCAUCUAACGUAAACUUCUGCAUAUUAACUGCAAUGCCUUGAGAUGAGAUGUAUAGUGAAUUUAAAAGCACAAUUUGGAAAUUACUAUUCACAGUAAGUACGAAUGUAUGGGCAAAUGUGUGUAAAAAUGUAUACGCUGAAGCCUACAACCUCUUAUGAUUUCAAAAAAAGUGCCUGAGUUCAAGUUCAGUAUCUCAAUCCCAUCGUUCAGAUCUCAAAGCAGAAGAAGAUAAUAUGCAAGGGGAUCCAGUGGCAAGACAAACCACACAGAACAGAAUCUGCAAAAGUGCUUGGCUAAUUAACCUGGAUGUAAUGGCUAUCUAAAACAUCUCCAGAACACUGGUAAUUAAUUGCAGAUGAUCCUAACUCGUAUUAUGAUAUCCUCCAACUUUGUCUACUCUUGAUUUCCCUGUAAGGAGCCAUUCGAAAAGGUUCGGAAUUACUCCCAAAGGUGACUGGUUCCUGUUCCUAUUCCUCCAGACAUAGCAGAUAUUUGGAGGAGGUACAGUAGUGUAGUAAGUACAUGGGCAGUGUUGAGAAUGUAUUUCAGAUUUGUAAUUGAAUUGUAAGUCCUUGCCUUUCUGUUUCUAUUUAUAUUCUUGUGUAAUUUAAAUGCCUAGUGAAACCAUCUCUUAUUAAAUGCAGUUUCAUAGCAUUGCAUGGGUCUCAGUAACCAUGAGCAUCGUUUUAUUAACCUUUGACCUGAUAUUAUAAAAUCCCAGAUUUAAGCUUUUAUCAGAUAAUUCUAUUUUUAUGUAGUUGUACACUUAUCUUUGAAUUCUCAGAGCCAGUUUUCCAGACUCCUGGACUAAAAAGCUCUGACAAAUGUAGUGCUUCUUAGUCCAGGAUUAGUCUUAAUCUGGGUCUGGGAAACUGGCCCACAAAGCCUAUUAUACAUAGUUUGAUGGGUAAUACUAGAAGUAAAAAGAAAAAUACUUAAAUCUUAUCUUCCUAUUAUUAUUUUUUUCCAUGUCUAAGAUAGUUUUUAA
This is a messenger RNA of Oncorhynchus masou masou (cherry salmon), 2371 nucleotides long. Its product is annotated as protein TUNAR-like. NCBI's taxonomy places the organism in Eukaryota, Metazoa, Chordata, Actinopteri, Salmoniformes, Salmonidae. The transcript has 2 exons. The record is from RefSeq and is a predicted model, not a curated record. Bases 108 to 254 code for a protein of 48 amino acids.